Molecule: messenger RNA, 822 nt
Organism: Metarhizium robertsii ARSEF 23
Lineage: Eukaryota; Fungi; Ascomycota; Sordariomycetes; Hypocreales; Clavicipitaceae
Exons: 1
Coding region: 1-822 (273 amino acids)
Source: RefSeq, a predicted model, not a curated record
AUGUCUAGCCGUCAAGUAAACCGGCUCGACUCAAGCCGCUUGUCAGACCGUCAUCAUGACUACUACGCCUCGGAACGCCAGUCUGGCAGAAGUGCCACGUCCAAGGUGCCUGACCAGGAGAAUAUCCCCCAGGGCUUGAAUGAGUCUUAUUAUCGGGAGACCGCCGCCGCACUUGGAAUGCCCAUGGACGACGGGUCUCGUUCUCAUUCAGUGCCGCUACCGACUUCUGCCGUCGUCCGCUAUCCCCGGUCUCCAUCGAUUUCGUCUUCUAGAUCCUCCUCUCGCUCCUAUUGCAGUGUGUCUCGCGACAAUGAACACAGCCCUGGUUCGGUGAAUCAAACUCGCGGUAUAAUCCAAAGCAAUUUCUCUCAAACGAGGGCAGGAAUCGGAGCUGGUAUUGUUGGAGCUGUCAUCGGAGGACUUGUCGCCAAACAGGCUUCUGAAGCAGCAUUUCGCCACAAGCAAAAGCAAACUGGUCGCCCACGUCGCCACAGCUCUGAGACCAUACCCCGUAUGGCGUCUACUGUGCUUGGUGCUGUAGCCGGUGCGCUGGGCGCAAAUGCCGUGACCCAUAGAUGGGAAGAUGCCAGAGAAAGGAACAGGAGUCAGCAAUUAACGGGGGGAAAACGGUAUGACCGAGAAGAUGACACGACCCACUACGAUACAGGAAGACUACAAGAUUGGAAUCACGCAAAUGGCAAGGGAUAUCUUUCUGACGCUCAUGACUACCACCAUGUAUACCGCAGAGAGCGGCAACAAGAUGACCACCACUCAAGACGACGUCGCAUUGAAGAAUCACAGCUCUAUCACUACCGAGACUAG